Scophthalmus maximus (turbot) is the source of this 3995-nucleotide messenger RNA. Its product is annotated as myocyte-specific enhancer factor 2D homolog. The record is from RefSeq and is a predicted model, not a curated record. Gene Ontology annotation, molecular function: RNA polymerase II cis-regulatory region sequence-specific DNA binding; protein dimerization activity; DNA-binding transcription factor activity, RNA polymerase II-specific. Gene Ontology annotation, biological process: cell differentiation; positive regulation of transcription by RNA polymerase II. The coding region runs from base 546 to 2321 and encodes 591 amino acids. Lineage: Eukaryota; Metazoa; Chordata; Actinopteri; Pleuronectiformes; Scophthalmidae. The transcript has 13 exons.
UUGUUCAUACACUGGGUCUCACUGUAUCGCCCGGGUGGACAGUGUGGUGACUUCAACAUUUAAUGGAAUAAAAUGCCGAGGGUCCGCGUAAACAGAGACGCCGCUUCCGCGUGAUUUGUUCACGGUUUCUUCGGUGACUCGGGGCGUCUGCGUGGCGGCCGGCGGCGGGCCUACUUUACAUUUUUUUUUUAAUCAGCAAUAUUUCUGGGAGAGAAGCGUCGCCCUCCUCGCCACAGUGGCUGCAAACAAGGUUGUCACUUUUGUCCUUGUUGAACAAACGAUGAACUGAGGACCUUCCUCGACCUCACACAUCUCUGCGGUAACCACUCUUCACUCGCUGCUCGCCAGUAGAAGGAGUCGACCACGUUGCCUCGCCACACCUGGGCAGAGAAAUGCGUGUGUGUGCGUAUCCUCUGAUGAAUGACCGCACGAGUGUUUUUGGGCUGAAGUAAGAGGUAGCGGUCCGCACGUCAUCUCUCAUCCGCCUGAGAGGCACUUCUCUACUUGACUGACUACGCCAUUUGUCUCCACAACUACAAAGCACCAUGGGAAGGAAAAAGAUUCAGAUCCAACGGAUCACCGACGAAAGGAACAAGCAAGUGACAUUCACAAAGCGAAAGUUUGGCUUGAUGAAGAAAGCCUACGAGCUGAGUGUGUUGUGUGACUGCGAGAUUGCCCUGAUCAUCUUCAACCAUGCCAACAAGCUGUUCCAGUAUGCCAGCACCGAUAUGGACAAGGUCUUACUCAAAUACACAGAGUACAACGAGCCUCACGAGAGCCGAACCAACGCAGAUAUCAUUGAGACUUUGAGAAAGAAAGGCUUCAAUGGAUGCGACAGUCCAGAGCCGGACGGUGAAGACUCCAUUGACCAAAGUCCCCUAAACGAUGACAAGUACCGUAAGACCACGGAGGACCUGGAUGUUCUCUUCAAACGCUACGGACAGUCGACGGCUCCGCCCCAGACCUUCUCCAUGCCAGUCACAGUCCAGGCGUCCAGUCAAAGCACACUGCAAUUCAGUAACCCUGGCAACGCACUGGUAACUACCUCCUAUGUAACAGCAUCGUCGCUCACGGAUACCCACCUCCUGUCGCCACAGCAACCGGCUCUUCAGAGAAACACGGUGUCUCCUGGGUUGCCACAGCGACCAGCGAGUGCAGGUGCUCUUCUUGGAGGCGACCUGAAUAACUCAAAUGGAGGAUGCCCAAGUCCAGUUCCUAAUGGAUACACCAGUGCCAGGGCCUCCCCGGGCCUCCUCACCGUUUCCAACGGCAACAGUCUGGGGAAAGUAGUUCCAGCCAAGUCUCCACCCCCACCCCCCAGCCCCCAGAUGGUCAACAGCCGCAAACCAGACCUCCGAGUCAUCACCUCGCAGGGCGGAAAGAGCCUCAUGCAGAUGACAGAGGAUGAGCUGGAAUUGGUAAAUGAGAACGCCCAGCGGCUGGCGGCCGGAGCCCAGGCGGCACAAACUCUCACCACGCCGGUGGUGUCAGUCGCCACGCCAAGCCUCCUGGCACAGGGGCUGCCCUUCUCCGCCAUGCCCACAGCGUACAACACAGAGUACCAGCUGACCAGUGCAGAUAUCACUGCUUUACAUGCUCUGGCGUCACCUGGAGGCUUGUUGCCAACUAGUGUGUCCACAUGGCAACAGCAGCAGGCUGUUUCUCAGCAAUCGCAGCAGCAACAACAGCAGCAGCAGCAGCAACUUAGUCUCGCAUCACUCAGCAACUUGGUCAUGUGGGGCGUGGACAAACAGUGCAGCGAGCUGUCUAGCCAGGUGUCCAGCCUGGCUGCCAAUCUGAGUGUUGGUUCUCCGUCCAACCUGCUCUUGGGUAGAGAUGAGUGGUUGGGCCGGCCGGUGACCAAUAUAACUCAAGGCGCCAUGCUGACCGUCAACACAAACCCCAGCGUGAGCAUCAAGUCGGAGCCUGUCUCGCCCGGCCGGGAUCGCAGCACCCCUUGCCCUCUUCCUUCCUCCAACACACCAUCCUCGACUUCAGGAGGCGCCAUCCUGACCGCUCCACCACAGUACCCCGGCUCCCUGCUGUGCCUGGAGCCCCCGACCGGCCGCUCGCCCGCGGACAGUGUAAGCAGUAACGCCAGCUCCUUCGAAGGCAGCGAUCGUGACGACACCGGUACAGCCGGCGGCGGCACUGGAGGCGCAGGUGGAGGCUGCGGCAGCGCGACUGGCACCACAGGCUCCGCCAGCCGGUCCAUGCCGCCUGACUUCAGCCCUUCAGCCGAGCUCCUCAUGGCGGCAAACGAACAGGAGCAGGAGGGAGGAAACAUUAAGCGCAUGAGAUUGGACACCUGGGUCACAUAAGAGGCGCCAGCACCGCCUCUCUCAGCACGCCCCGUGAAGUUAUGGUGACACUUACACACCCACAACACACACCCACACACAUCCUUACACCCCCACUGCCCCAAACUCACACUGCCAUGUGAAACUAUCACCAUGCAUUUGCCUCUGUCCAAAAUUAUAUCACCCAGAUGCUUCACCCAGACUUAUGAGGCUUUGCCAAAAAAAAAAGAACAAAAAAAAGAUAAGAAUUCUUUGGGAAUCAUAAUCUGAGUGAGGGACGGAUGGUUUAGUCCUCCGCUGGAUAUUUAGAACCCUUGAAGAGAGGGACAGUAGAUUUCUAAAGCCUUCUUGCUUGAAUGGACUCCCCCACAUAUUUAUUUCUUUUGGUAGAAACAAGGCGUUCAGCCUUGAAAUCUGACAUAACCAUGAAAAUAUUCCUCUUUCACAUGGUUUCUGCAUCACCGUCAUGUAUUCACAUCGAGAUCUGCUGCGUUUGUUCACAAUAUGAUUGGUGGCUUGUCAACAUUACGGGACUUCUGCUGUACGACUUGCCACUUCCUGCUCUUUGAAAUCCAUUUGGAUCGUGUGCUGUCCCAUUCUUCCUUGAGUCACUUCCAAACUGCACUAUUGGAAAUAACUUUUAUCUGGACACGUUUGAGGACUGAGCGUCUAUCUGACACUAAAGCAGACAGACUCAAACGGGGUCUCUAGGUGAGGGCACUACCCCAGCAGGCCCGAGCCCCCGAGUGGCUCUUUGCCGCUGUGGAGUCGAGCACCUUGCCUGAGUGCCAAUAUCAACCUCUUUAUAGGAAAAACAAAAUGCCAAAUGCCUCUUGCACACGUUGCAGGGACACUGACGAACGAUCACUCACAGAAAAACGUUGAGAACUCGGAACUGUCUGCGCUUUUUAGAAUUUGUCAUCACUCUCUCCUCGGACUGAGUGCUCCUCCCGUCCUCUCACCUCACUGGAUGGAAAUUGUUGCACCAGAAAUCCAGCCAGUCGCUCGGCUUAUGACCAGGAGUAGAUGCCAUCCAGUUAAAAGCAUAGUACGAGUUUUUUCGGAGCCUCUGGUGGCUUUUUUUUGGGGCGGGGAGGUAGGGAAGUAUUUGGUCCUUUCAGUCCAAGUGUUCUUUAUCUGUUGGUAUUUUAAAAAUCUGUUUUGAAGGUCUGUUAGUCGUCCAGAAGUAGGAAUUCUGAAUUUGUAUAAAAAUCACUCCUUAUACAAAAGCUUCGAUGUCCUCUCUUAGCUCUCUCUAGCGCUCCUUAGCUCUUUGCCGUGUUUGAAAAAGUGAAAGGAAUAAAUACAUUUUCUAUAUUUCUACCGCUUCAGUUGGCGACAAAGUACAAUAGCUUUUCGGCUUCGACGACGUGUAUGUACAUAUGAAUAUAUUUGCAUAGACUUUGCUAGGUAUCCCUAAAAACAAGCAAUGUGUUGAUACUCAGUGGAUCUGUUUGCAUAUACGAGUGUGAAUUUGAUAUGUCUCGAGCGGCGGCGCCACACUGGGUAGUGCUGGUGGAUCCGACUUGUUUCAGUAAACCUAUUUGAUGAUAGUGUUGAUGGUGUGUGCACUUUCUGUCUCACUCACAGAAGCCUGCUUUGUGGUGUCAUAUUCUUCCCACCACCUCUUUUUUCAAAAAAAACAAACACGAUCAAAGUCACAAAUUGUCCACCGUGACUCAAAGUCAUCGUAAC